Messenger RNA from Coregonus sp. 'balchen', 7858 nucleotides. NCBI's taxonomy places the organism in Eukaryota, Metazoa, Chordata, Actinopteri, Salmoniformes, Salmonidae. The record is from the annotation of a GenBank genome assembly.
GCAUGGAACCAUCACCCCCCAGCACCCCAAACACCCCGAAACCUGCCCCUUCCUCCCCGCCACCCUCCUCUCUUUCCCCACCUACCCCUAAAUCUACCCCGGGCACUAGACCCACUGUGACCCUGCCUAAAUUGCCCCCGACCUCUCCGGUCUCACCUUCCAGCCCUUUUUGUCCUGGCCCCCCCCUCUCUCCCCCCGCUUCCUCCCUCUCCACCCCUCCUGCCUCCCCCCUGCGGCAGCCCAUCAGACCUGUCUCCCAGGCGGGACGAUCCCAGCUCAAUGCAGCCAGCAGGGCUACGGAUGAGAGGAGGGGGGCUGGUGCUGCUGGAGAUACCCCAGGCAGGCCCCCUACUACCCCUCUACAACAGGCUUCAAUAGCUGAGCCAGGUGAGUACAGUCAAAGACACACACACACACACAUUCACCACAGAGCUCUGGUCCCCUGGUAAGGGCUUUGUAACACAACCCAACACAAUCACUCCAACCCUAAUACUAAGUACAAUCAAGGACAUCCCCCUUCGCGCACAAAAGCUCACUCAACAAUAAAAAAACAUACCACAUCCCUAAUCUAACCUAUUUUAUUGACCUAUUUAUAUAUCGCUUACCCUUAUAUUUAAAAACAGAACAGAAACACGAAUGCCUGGCCAACCAUGCUUCUCUGCCAAGCCAACCAAUCAAAGCACUAUGCAGUGGAUAGAAAAGAGCAGGCACUCUGUGCUAUCCCAUCAAGACCAAGCUACUAUUACUAUCUAACCUAACCCCUUUGCUUUGUCUGUUUGCCUAUUAUGUUAAGGCUUUUGGGGUAGGGCACACAGCUCUUAACGGUGACUCUGUAUUUCACUUCCUGCCUCAUCCUCUCUGCCCCUACCCUUACCCUCCAAUCGGAACCUCUCCCUCUGUGGCACGUGACCUAUCUCCAUGACAACAGCAGACGUUGACCAGAGCAUGUAAAGUAGUCAGUCAGGGAUUGCUGUGUAAGGCAGAAAAACAGCCCUCUCUCCUACCCCUAUCCUCCUAUCCAUCUACUUCUCUCCAAGCUAUUCUAGUACGACUGGGAAAAGCCUUAAUGGAAAGCUAAUUCCUUUCUCAAUGCUCGGUAUGGCUGAUUCAGGUGUAUUGUAUCUAUGACACUGCACAUAAGGUACAGAAUUUACGAAGCAGUGUAGACCAAGUUUGAAAUGUUUGUCACGUGCAGAAGUACAGUGAAAUGCCUUUCUUGCAAGCUCUAAACCUAACAAUGCAGUAAUCAAUUUAGUACUAAAAAUAACGUAAGGUAGUACAAAAACACACAAUAAAUAAAAAUAAGAAGAAUACGAGAAAGUAAGAAGCUAUAUACAGGGUCAGAUCCAAUACCAUAUUUACGAUGUACAGGGAUACUGGAGGCAUCAGGAUGUAUGAUAAACAUAGUAGCAGCAGCGUAAAUGAAGAUUGUGUUUCUUGGAGCGUCAGUGUGUGUUAAUGUGUAGUGUCCUGUGAGUGUGCAUAGAGACAGUGCAACGGGUCAAUGCAGAUAGUCCGUGUAGCCAUUUUGUUAACUAUUUAGCAGUCUUAUGGCUUGGGGAUAGAAGCUGUUCAGGAGCCUGUUGGUGUCAGACUUUAUACACCGGUACUGCAUGCCGUGCGGAAGCAGAGAGAACAUUCUAUGGCUUGGGUGGCUGGACCCUUUAACGAUUUUCCAAGCCUUCCUGAUAUAGAUGUGCUAGAUUUUUUUAAAAACAUUUACGUCAUUUAGCAGACGCUCUUAUCCAGAGCGACUUACAUGAGCAAUUAGGGUUAAAUGCCUUGCUCAAGGGCACAUUGACAGAUUUUUCACCUAGAUGGCAGGGAGCUCGGCCCCAGUGAUGUAGUGAGCUGUCUGCACCACCCUCUGUAGCGCCGUGCGAUCCAGGGCGGUGCUGUUGCCAUACCAAGCAGUGAUGCAGCCAGUCAAGAUGCUCUCAAUGGUGCAGCUGUUGAACUUUUUGAGGAUUUGAGGGCCCAUGCCAAACUUGUUCAACCCCCUGAGGAGAUAGAAUUUUUCACACUAUUCUCUAUCUCAAAAAGAAAAGACACAGAUGUCUUUCCGAUAAACAUGUUAGAGUCGCGUCAGGGCCAGGGGGUGAGGAGUAGCUGUUGAGUGAGCUAAAUAAACGUAUUUUAGGGCUGAGGCGCAGGGCUGUGCUAUGUCCACCAUGCUGGCAGGAGUCACUGGCAUGCAAGGAAAGAAACUGGAUACAUAAAGCAUCAGCACAGCACAUACGGACGGUUCCCUCUGCUCUUUAGUGACACAACACAGAUUUAUCACCUCUGCCAGCCACUACAUCAAGAGCACUACCUCACUUACACAGUAUACUAAGGGCUCUACCAAUUACAAAUUACAGUAAGGGUUAUUACAUAGGUGUUACAGAUGUACAGAUAUACCACUUAUAGCUUUUGUAUACAGAUAGUGGUCCACAUGGGGGACAGGUGGGGGUCAGAAAGAAAGACCGUUGGUCUGCGUGCUGAAGUGGUCCCUCGGUUUGGGUCUGAGGGAAGUGGGGGGGGGCAGGGGGGGACAUGGACAGUUGUUGUGAGAUGUUACCACCUGUCUGCAGGGAGGAACAUCCUGUUCAUAAUGAAUAACACUACAGUUCAUUAGUAGUAUGCUUGUUCCCAAAUGCUAUGCGGCACAUGUUACUGUGUGUAUCAAUGCUGCCAGUCACCAUGUAAUAUCCCCUUUGGCAGUAACCUUCCUAAUGAAUGAAUACAUCAAUUAGAUGACUGUUGUCUCUGUGUAGAGGAGCCAGAGGAGGAGCUGAGUGUGGAGGAGCUGGAGGAGAGAGCCAAGUCUGGAGAUGCCAAAGCCCAGUCUAUGGUGAGUACUAACCCCCCCCCCCCCAGCCAUCUCCCAUGGUCCACCCUGGAUAGACCACCAUAGCACACUUGAAAAGUCCUACCAUAGAAUGAAAUACUAGAACUCAGAAUUUAAUAGGAUCUCUAAUAUGAACUACAAUGGGUCUUCAUGUGUCUGACAAAAUGAGCACAUAUUUCACAUGAUAUACUGUAUGUGUAUCUGUGUGUAGGUGGGCCGGUACUACUUGGCCCUGGCCGAGGAGAGAGAUGAGGAGCUGAACAACUGUACAGCAGUGAGCUGGCUGGUGCAGGCCACCAAACAGGGCCGCAAGGACGCCGUCAAGAUGCUACAGCGCUGCCUAGCAACCAGGAAAGGUGAGGGGGCGCAGCCUUACCCACUAAACAGGAAGUAUAUAUAUGGAGAGAUCCAGAGCAAUUCAAUCGAAUAUUUUUUGAAUUGGGACUGAAAAGGUACAGCAAUUAAAUGGAGUAUGCCGUUAAAUGAUAUGCACUUCUCAGGAGUCAACUGUCAUUGGGAUUGUGGAACCAGUUGAACUGAUUGGUUGUCUCAGUGCAUGGUGUUCAUUAUGAGGCAUUAUGGUUGUUUUUGUCACCAUUAAGGCAUCACGUCGGAGAACUUUGAGGAGGUAAAGAAGCUGUGUACGGAGACUAGGUUUGAGAGAGGAGUGAGGAGGGCUGCCCUGGUCAUGUACUGGAAGCUCAACCCAGAUAAGAAGAGAAGAAUGGCUGUGUCUGAGCUGCUGGAGAACGUGGAACAUGUCAACACAGAACCAGGUAGAGGGAACAGUCACACACGCACACACACACACAUACACUCAUACAUUACAUAUAUGGUCCCACAUAUACACAACAGUCACACCAUAAUGUAAUAUUAAAUGUUCAUGAACACCCAAGAGCUGAGAGGCCUAGUUGUUAUUUAGCUAGUUUCUAAACUGUGCGUUCCUCUGUAAUUCCUCCACCCCAAGGUGACGCUGCCUCCCAGGGCCCCAUAUCUAGUUCCAUGCAGAAACAGAGGAGAGUUCUGGAGAGUCUCGUCACCAGCAAAGGUCAGUGUAUGUUUAUGUAAUAUAGAAUCAAAUGGAAAGGCAAUGUAACAGUGAGUUAAGACUACCUCUCUCUGUCUGUGUCUUUGCAGUCAGUUGCUAUGACAUGGGUCUGGAUGACUUUGUGGAGAUCACUAAGACGUACGCUCAGGGCAUCCCACCUAGUCCCACUAUGGCUGGGGCCGGAGGUGACGAUGACGAUGAUGACGAAGUUGUGAAGAACCCAGACGACUUGCCCCUUCAUCAGAAGGUGUCAACCGUUUUUUUCUCUCUGGGAAUGCAUGUGUUCAUAACAUCUUCACACACAUUCACAAUUUUACAUUUGUUAUUAUCUUGCUCAUGGAUUUACCCUCUCUCUCUCUCUCUCUCUCUCUCUCUCUCUCUCUCUCUCUCUCUCUCUCUCUCUCUCUCUCUCUCUCUCUCUCUAUCGCUCUCAAAUUCAAAUUGCUUUAUUGGCAUGACAAACAUUGAGUAAAUAUUGCCAAACCAUCAAUGUAACAACUGCAUUUAGUCAUAUACACUCAGUGGCCAGUUUAUUAGGCCAUCUAGUACUGGGUCGGACCCCCCUUUGCCUCCAGAACAGCCUGAAUUCUUCAGGGCAUGGAUUAUACUAAGUGUUGGUAUCAAGGGACCUUACACCACCGCCACCAGCCUGUACCGUUGACACCAGGCAGGAUGGGUCCAUGGACUCAGACUGCUUAUGCCAAAUCCUGACCAGGCAAUGUUUUUCCACUCCUCAAUUGUCCAGUGUUGGUGAUCGUGUGCCAACUGGAGCCGAUUCUUCUUGUUUUUAGCUAAUAGGAGUGGAACCCGGUGUGGUCGUCUGCUGCAAUAGCCCAUCCGUGACAAGAACCAACGAGUUGUCCAUUCCGAGAUGCAGUUCUGCACACCACUGUUGUACUGUGCCGUUGUCUGCUGGUUUGUGGCCCGCCUGUUUUUUUGCACGAUUCUGCCAUUUUCUUUCGACCCCUCUCAUCAACGAGCUGUUUUCCCCACAGGACUGCCGCUGACUGGAUGUUUUUGUUUGUCCCACCAUUCUCUGUAAACUCUAGACACUGUCGUGCAUGAAAAUCCCAGGAGGACGGCCGUUUCUGAGAUACUAGAACCGGCCGCCUAGGACCGACGAUCAUACCACGCUCAAAGUCGCUUAGGUCACUAGUUUUGCCCAUUCAAACGUUCAAUCAAACAGUAACUGAAUGCCUCGAUGCCUGUCUGCCUGCUUUAUAUAGCAAGCCACGGCCACGUGACUCACUUGUCUGUAGGAGCGAACCAUUUUUGUGAACGGGGUGGUGUACAUUGAAAUAAUGCGUAAUCUCUCUCGCACCCUUUCUCUCCCCCUCCUCUCCUCCCCUAGGUGUUGAAGUUCCCCCUACACGCCCUGUUGGAGAUCAAGGAGCACCUGAUAGACUGGGCGUCCCGGGCGGGCAUGCAGUGGCUCAGCGCCCUCAUCCCCACUCACCACGUCAAUGCCCUCAUCUUCUUCUUCAUCAUCAGCAACCUCACCAUCGACUUCUUCAUCUUCCUCAUCCCCCUGCUCGUCUUCUACCUCUCCUUGUUCUCCAUGGUCAUCUGCACGCUGCGUGUCUUCCAGGUAGGAUACACACGGCUCUGGCCUUAUACCAGAGGAACUGAAAGAGGAAAAGCUAUGCCAUUAUCCUGUAAUAAACUAGCAAGAACACUCAUUUAGGGAGUACUUACCACCUAACCUUUGGUAUUUUCUUGGUAAAACGAAUUAAAAUGGUUAGUACUAUGUAACUAUAGUACUAUGUGCAAGUUAUUCCAUGACGGUUAGCUAUAGAAUAAUGUGUGUACAGUAUGUAAAGAGCUGUUGGUGUUGUUCUUCCAGAACUCCAAGGCGUGGGAGAACUUCCGGGCUCUGACAGACCUGCUGUCUCGCUUCGAACCGGGCCUGGACCUGGAGCAAGCUGAGACUAACUUUGGCUGGACCCACCUGGAGCCCUACCUCUACUUCCUGCUGUCGGUGGUCUUCGUGGUCUUCUCCUUCCCCGUGGCUGACAAGGCCUGGAUCCCCUGCUCCGAGCUGGCCACCGUGGCCCUGUUCUUCACCAUCACCUCCUUCCUCAGCCUCCAUGCCUCCGCUGAGCUCUUCGCCCGCCGCGCCCUGCUCACAGAGGUGUUAUCGGGGAUCUGUGCCCUUACACAACUAUUACCGGAUAGUCUCUGGUUCCUGCGGGUGUUAGGCACAACGUUUGUGACGGUGCCGCUAGGGGAGAUGGUGGCGCUGAACGUGGGCGUGCCGUGUCUUCUCUAUGGGCACCUGUUCUACCUGCUGUUCCGCAUGGCCCAGCUGAGGGGCUUCAGGGGCACCUACCUCUGCCUGGUACCCUACAUGGUCUGCUUCGUCUGGUGUGAGCUGUGCCUGGCCCUGCUCCACUCCUCCUCGACCAUAGGUCUGAUUCGGACCUGUGCGGGCUACCUCCUCUUCCUGUUCGCCCUGCCUGUCCUCACCUUGGGCUUGGCGGCCAUGUUGCUCAUCCAGGUCCUCCAGUGGUUCAUGGCUCUGGAGAUCACCAAGAUGCUGGUGACUCUGACCGUGUGUGCGGUCCCGGUGGUGUUGCGGUUGUGGACGCGGUUCAGCCUGAACCCGCUGGUGGUGGCGCGGUCCCUGUCGCGGAGCAGCGUGGUCAAGCUCAUCCUGGUGUGGUUGAGUGCUGUGGUGCUGUUCUGCUGGAUGUACGUCUACCGCUCCGAGGGCAUGAAGGUAAUCACAAUAACUAGUUCGCUACAUUAUGCUACAUUAUACCCAACGCACUAAUUAAAACAAAAUACAGGUACUAACAUAUUAACAUUAUAAAAAAAUUACCGAAUGACAGAACAAGAUCAAAUUGCAGUCAGCAGAGUACUAUUUACAGUAUUAAAAUGUAACUAAAUAAAUGAUUCACUAAAUGUAUGAAAAGUGUUCAAUGGAAUACAUGAACUGUAUAAUAAACAACAUCAAAAUCAAGUUUAACCAAGUGUCUUGAACAGGUGUAUAACUCCACCCUCACGUGGCCGGAGUACAGUAACCUGUGUGGGCCGAAGGCCUGGAAGGAAUACAACAUGGCCCAAACCCAGAUCCUGUGUUCUCACCUGGAGGGCCACCGGGUCACCUGGACAGGACGCUUCAAAUACGUUCGCAUCACCGACAUCGAGAACGGAGCCCAGUCUGUCAUCGGCCUACUUCCUGUGUUCGUAGGGAACUGGAUGAGAUGUCUCUACGGUGAGGCCUAUCCACUCUGUGAAAACACCACCGACCCCUCCACCCCCACUGCCCCUCCACAGCCCCUACCCAUACCCCAGCCCCCUCCAGAAGACCCCUUAUGCAAACUGAAAAGGCUGGCGAAGCACGAGUGCCACGUGAAGCGCUUCGACCGCUACAAGUUUGAGGUGACCUUGGGCAUGCCCCUGGAGAGGAAGAGUAAGAAUGGGACCAUCAUAGAGGACGAAGACGCCACCAAGGACAUCGUCCUGAGGGCCAGUAAUGAGUUUGGCCCCGUGCUGCUGCACCUGAGCGCUGGGAGCCUGGUAGAGUUCAGUACGGUUCUAGAAGGACGCCUGGGCUCCAAGUGGCCUGUGUUUGAACUGAAGGCCAUUCACUGUCUGACGUGUGCAGAUGCCCGCGUGCCCAGCGGCAGGCAGUAUAAGAUAGAACACGACUGGAGGCGCUCGGCCCAGGGGGCACUGCAGUUUGCGUUCGACUUCUUCUUUAACCCCUUACUCACCGCACGGCUGGAGCAGGACGCUGAGACACAGACCAUGCAGGGCGGAGGGUAGUGGUGGAUGAGUGUAUCUGAAGAGCAAUGGAGCAAUUAGGAGUGACUGAGUGUACACUGGGGAGUGAAUAAGUACUCUGGGAGAACUGAAUGUACACACAAAUCAAAUAAAGACUUCACUAAGGUUUGUCAGUCAGGCAUGCAUUAUGUCUACCUACAGUAAGGGCUCUAUUUAGUCCGCAUCGAGGAAGUUCAGCUUUACAGCGUGAU